AUGAGAGCUGUAGUAUUUCUGUGUCUGCUGGGGGCAUCAUCUGUGUACGCUCAGUAUCAAUGGACCCAAAAUGCAACACAUUCAAAAAAUCCACCUCCACCUGCGUGUGCUUCUCAUUAUGCAUCGUGUGGCUGCUGUCUGAUGGAGAGGCAGAUGGAGAGGAUGAUGGAGUUCUUUAACUUCUCCCAUAACCUGUUGUCUAAUCACCUGACAGAGACAAAGAAUGCCAUCAAACAAAUGAAGGCCGCUGCCACUGGCUUCUCUGUUGCCUUGCCCAAACAAAACCAGUGCCUUGGCCCCUUCUCUAUGGCCAAGAACAUCACCUAUGGAACGGUCACCAUUAACAAGGGAAACAACUACGACACAUCUACUGGUGUUUACACUGCUCCAGUCGCUGGUGUUUACAGCCUCGCAGUUACUAUAUACAGUAAUUUUACUGGUCAGACGCCGACAAAGGCCUGUGCCAACCUGUCUGUUAAUGGUAACACGGUGGCUCAACUCAAAGAGAAAUCGAAUGGUGACCACCAAGAUAGCAGCAGUGUUGUUAUCACCAAAAAACUUCAGGCUGGGGACAAGGUGUCUGUGAUCCAGCCUCCUGGAUGUGCCUUCUGUGGUGCCAACCAUAACUUCAACACCUUCACUGGUUUCCUCUUGUAUCUUAAAAAUUAAAAGUACAUCAUAGGUGAUCUAUGUUUGUACCGACUGUUGUUCCAACUGUUGUUGAAUACGGUUGCUGAAAUCCCUCUGUUAUGUCAUGUAGUUCUUAACCUGUCUGUACUCUUUUUGCUCUUUUGUUCCCCACACAAUGCUCUCCUCUUGUAUAAAUUCAUGAUGUUUCAUUACCCAUAAUUAAAAUCAGAAAACCAAAUUCAACUCUUAAGAAUGUAUUGUGUCAUCUUACUAAUACAAAAAAACCCACAUUUUUAUGAUGAUUUCUUUUAUGCUCAGAUUUUUCUGUAAUAAUAAAAAAAAUUGUAAU
Messenger RNA from Sphaeramia orbicularis (orbiculate cardinalfish), 979 nucleotides. RefSeq names its product C1q-related factor-like. The record is from RefSeq and is a predicted model, not a curated record. Gene Ontology annotation, biological process: maintenance of synapse structure. The transcript has 4 exons. Bases 1 to 669 code for a protein of 222 amino acids. Gene Ontology annotation, cellular component: synapse. Lineage: Eukaryota; Metazoa; Chordata; Actinopteri; Kurtiformes; Apogonidae. Gene Ontology annotation, molecular function: protein binding.